Molecule: messenger RNA, 990 nt
Organism: Aspergillus wentii DTO 134E9
Lineage: Eukaryota; Fungi; Ascomycota; Eurotiomycetes; Eurotiales; Aspergillaceae
Exons: 5
Coding region: 1-990 (329 amino acids)
Source: RefSeq, a predicted model, not a curated record
AUGGUACAAUCUGUACCGUUGGUGGAUACACAGCCGAGUAUAGACCGAGCAGAUUUGACCACAACGAGUAUACCAAGCUUUGUAUUGGAAUACGCACCACUGGUGUGGCUGCAUAGCGAGGAAUCAUAUCAACCUUCGGAUAUUGGGCAGCAACUCGUACAUACUACCCCAAUGGUCAACUGGACAUCAACCAAAGACGCCCCAUCGCCAAUGACGCUGGAUAACCUCGACAAACUGAAUAACCUUGGAAACACUAGCGUCUAUCUGACAUCGAAAGAAGGCAUCGAUGCCGACCCGCAGCCGGCCUGGUUUCACGGAACCACUCCAGACGAGAAAGGCCAAACGAAUAAUGCAGUGUCUUGUGCUAUUAUUACUCGGGAUCAUGCCAAUGGGACGCUUGAUGCCUUUUACUUCUAUUUCUAUGCGUACAAUGAGGGUAACACGGUCUUGGGCAUGGAAUUUGGUAACCAUAUUGGUGACUGGGAGCACAAUAUGAUUCGGUUCCUGCAUGGGGCGCCGCAAGCCAUUUGGUAUAGUCAGCAUGCAGGCGGACAAGCUUUUACAUACGCCGCCACGGAGAAGAAGGGUAAGCGGCCGUAUGCUUACUCCGGGAAUGGCACUCAUGCGGUGUAUGCUAUAGCUGGUAACCACGACCACGCCAUCCCUCAUUUCAACCUGCCCGCCGGAUUUGUCGUCGAUCAUACUGAGCAAGGAGUGCUAUGGGACCCAACAUUGAGCGCAUAUGCAUACCGCUAUGACCCAUCGGAAGCAACGUUCCAGCCCUACGACUCAAGCCAUCCUGUCAACUGGCUGAAUUUCAAUGGACAAUGGGGAGACGAUGCACUGCCCGGCGGACCAGAGCUGGUUGGCCAGAAGAAAUAUGCGGCCGGACCGAACGGGCCUAAAUUUAAAAGUUUGGAUCGAGAGCAGGUGUGCCCGAGCAAGCCAUGCAUUGUCCUGCCGUUUCGUAUUUGGACGGAACAGCAUUAA